GCGCAGGCGCAUUUCGAACGCUUCGGAGGAGAGGGCGGGGUGUCGUUCCCUUCGCUGAUGCAAGAGCUUAGCGCGGUGGUGGGAGAGCUGUCGGUUGGAGCGACGCUGCUGCUGGGGUCUGAAGCUGACCCGCCCUACUUCUCGUCGGUGUCGAGCCCACUCGAGCUGCAGCCAUGUCCGGGGACGAGAUGAUUUUUGAUCCUACUAUGAGCAAGAAGAAAAAGAAGAAGAAGAAGCCCUUUAUGUUAGAUGAGGAAGGAGAUGCCCAGACAGAAGAAACCCAGCCCUCAGAAACAAAAGAAGUAGAGCCAGAGCCAACUGAGGACAAGGAUGUGGAAGCUGAUGAAGAGGACAGUAGGAAAAAAGAUGCUUCUGAUGAUCUAGAUGACUUGAACUUCUUUAAUCAGAAGAAAAAGAAGAAAAAAACAAAAAAGAUAUUUGAUAUUGAUGAAGCUGAAGAAGGUGUAAAGGAUCUUAAGAUUGAAAGCGAUGCCCAAGAACCAGCUGAACCAGAGGAUGACUUGGACAUUAUGCUUGGCAAUAAAAAGAAGAAAAAGAAGAAUGUCAAGUUCCCAGAUGAGGAUGAAAUACUGGAGAAAGAUGAAGCUUUAGAAGAUGAAGACAGCAAAAAAGAUGAUGGUAUCUCAUUCAGUAACCAGACAGGCCCUGCUUGGGCAGGCUCGGAAAGAGACUACACAUAUGAGGAGCUACUGAAUCGGGUGUUCAACAUCAUGAGGGAAAAGAAUCCAGAUAUGGUCGCUGGAGAGAAAAGGAAAUUUGUCAUGAAACCUCCACAGGUUGUCCGAGUAGGAACCAAGAAAACAUCUUUUGUCAACUUCACAGAUAUCUGUAAACUAUUACAUCGUCAGCCCAAACAUCUCCUUGCAUUUUUACUGGCCGAAUUGGGUACAAGUGGUUCUAUAGAUGGCAAUAACCAACUUGUAAUCAAAGGAAGAUUUCAACAGAAACAGAUAGAAAAUGUUUUGAGAAGAUAUAUCAAGGAAUAUGUCACUUGUCACACGUGCCGAUCACCGGACACAAUCCUGCAAAAGGACACCCGACUCUAUUUCUUACAGUGCGAAACUUGUCAUUCUCGAUGCUCUGUUGCCAGCAUCAAAACCGGCUUCCAGGCUGUCACAGGCAAGCGAGCACAGCUCCGUGCCAAAGCUAACUAAUUUGCUCAUCACCACUGAUUUUGCGAAGUGUUGUGGAUAUUUGGCUGGACAGGUCAUCAGAAUGGAUAUACCAUUGUAUUAAAAGCAAGUCAGAAAAGCUGUCAAGUUCUUUGGCCUGUGGCUGGUUGGUCUGAAAUCCUUGCAGGAUGCUGAUGCUCAAGCUGUUGACAUACUCGUUGCCUACUUUUAACAACUGUCAAGAGAAACAUGAUGGGAUAUGGUGGUGCUUUUUUAAAAUCGUUCAUAGACUUCUGUAAAAUGCAAGAUAAAUUAAAGUUAUUAUAACAGUGAUUCUUUCUAUUUGGUUUGUCCUUCAGCUUUUUCUGUGAAAAUUGUGCUUAAUCAAUUCAGCAAAACAGUUUGUGCCUGGGUUCGGGCAAGGUCUGUGUCCUCAUCUUACAAAACUGGACAUUGGCAGACACUUCAUCUGGGCAGCCAUUUUCCUUCUCAGCUUCUCCUCAGAUACUAAAGUAAGACUCAGCUUCACUAGAGGGUUGUUGGAGUGUGAGAUCUGGGAGGACAGUCUGUUUUCAGUGUCCAGGGAAUAAUUACAUAGAUUUGGAAUCCUUUUUAUCAUGUGAGGAUUGUUAGUACUACCUCACUGUCACAUCUUCUAGCUGUUACUACCACCUGAGGGAAUACCAGGUGCAGAGUACCCCUCCCUCCUUACAUUUUUCUUCCUUAUUGGCCACUAAGAGACUCUUAGAAACAUAGCCUCUAAGUUUGUCUUAUAACUGGCACACUUAGAAAAAUCCUAGUUGGGCAUCCGUUGGCGAGGAAGCAUUAUGGCAUGUACAGUAUGGAGAACUCUUGUCUGAGUUCAAACCAUGAUUCUAGAGGAGGCUGGUUUUUCCUCCCUGACUUGUGUUCCUAAUUUCAAUAAGACCCAUCAAAUGCUUUCCUAUUUUUUGUAUUAAAGUAGCUUUUGAAUGUGACAUGAGAAACCAAGAGGUGACACCGUCUGUGUGGUGCUGCUUCUGCUGCCUGCAGUUCUGCCUUCUGAGGAUUUGGCUGAAAGGGUGUUUCUUUCUUCACUAAGCACAGGGGGAAAAGAUCAUCUUAUGUGUCUUGCUGUGAUCUGCCUUGCACACACUUACUGAGGAUAAGGGCAUAACACUGCUCCUCACUUUCUCAUUACUAGACCAUUCCUAGGCAGCCCAGGAGCAGUCGUCAUUCAGCCCUGAAUAUCUUGACCGUGUUUUUGAUCACUGUGACCCUUAAAGUCAGGCCAAGUAUUAAAAGCACCUUGGCCAUGAAGUGGUGGAGGGAGCAGAUCAUUCCCUCAACCCAGUAGGUCCUGAGGGGACCACAAACUAGCCGAGCUGCCACUACUGCCCUAAUGAACUCAGCUGCUGUUGAUGAUGCUGUCUUCCUUUUGUAUCUACACCCACAUGACUCCCAAUGUUACUACGUGAAUAAAGCAAGGAUGAGUGCC
Manis javanica (Malayan pangolin) is the source of this 2610-nucleotide messenger RNA. RefSeq names its product eukaryotic translation initiation factor 2 subunit beta (gene EIF2S2). Gene Ontology annotation, cellular component: eukaryotic translation initiation factor 2 complex. Gene Ontology annotation, molecular function: mRNA binding; translation initiation factor binding; translation initiation factor activity. Lineage: Eukaryota; Metazoa; Chordata; Mammalia; Pholidota; Manidae. The record is from RefSeq and is a predicted model, not a curated record. Gene Ontology annotation, biological process: translational initiation; formation of translation preinitiation complex.